GCAGAGGCGCGCGCAGACAGAGCCGGGCACCCCUGUUUCGUCUACCUUCUCCAAGAAAAUUAUUUCCCCACUUGCACUCCAAGCAAAUCUUAUUAAUUGCUCGUUGAUUCCUCCGGCACCAGCAUAUAUAUACAGGCCUCGCCUCGCCUUCCUCCCUCACCAACGCAUAACCAACGAGCUACGUAGUAGAGAACCCAGCAAAGAUCGAUCAUUCUCUCUGAAUUCGUGAAGGUUGAAGCUAGCGACCGACGGCGAUGGCGACCGCCGGGAAGGUGAUCAAGUGCAAAGCGGCGGUGGCAUGGGAGGCCGGAAAGCCGCUGUCGAUCGAGGAGGUGGAGGUGGCACCGCCGCAGGCCAUGGAGGUGCGCGUCAAGAUCCUCUACACCGCUCUCUGCCACACCGACGUCUACUUCUGGGAAGCCAAGGGACAAACUCCGGUUUUCCCUAGGAUCUUAGGACAUGAAGCUGGAGGCAUUGUUGAGAGCGUCGGAGAGAGUGUGACCGAGCUGGUGCCGGGUGACCAUGUCCUCCCGGUCUUCACUGGAGAGUGCAAGGAUUGUGCUCACUGCAAGUCAGAGGAGAGCAACCUGUGUGACCUCCUCAGAAUCAACGUGGAUCGUGGCGUGAUGAUCGGCGACGGACAGUCCCGCUUCACCAUCAACGGGAAACCGAUCUUCCACUUCGUCGGGACCUCCACCUUCAGCGAGUACACCGUGAUCCAUGUUGGGUGCCUUGCCAAGAUCAACCCAGAUGCGCCCCUUGACAAAGUUUGUGUUCUCAGCUGUGGUAUUUCAACUGGACUUGGUGCGACGCUGAAUGUUGCGAAACCGAAGAAGGGUUCAACAGUCGCAAUUUUUGGUCUUGGAGCUGUUGGCCUUGCUGCCAUGGAAGGUGCCAAGAUGGCUGGGGCAUCAAGGAUCAUUGGUGUGGACUUGAACCCUGAAAAAUAUGAACAAGCUAAGAAAUUUGGAUGCACUGACUUUGUGAAUCCAAAGGACCACACCAAACCCGUCCAAGAGGUGCUUGUCGAGAUGACCAAUGGUGGGGUCGACAGAGCCGUCGAGUGUACUGGCAACGUCAAUGCCAUGAUCUCCGCCUUCGAAUGCGUUCACGAUGGGUGGGGCGUGGCCGUGCUGGUGGGCGUGCCACACAAGGAGGCGGUGUUCAAGACUCACCCAAUGAACUUCCUCAACGAGAGAACACUAAAGGGCACCUUCUUCGGUAACUAUAAGCCGCGCACUGACCUCCCUGAAGUCGUCGAGAUGUACAUGAGGAAGGAGCUGGACCUCGAAAAAUUCAUCACGCACAGCGUGCCAUUCUCGCAGAUCAACACAGCCUUCGACCUGAUGCUCAAGGGGGAGGGACUGCGCUGCGUCAUGAGGAUGGACGAGUAGAUCGAUAUUAUUCCUCAUGCAAGAGAAAAAAGUUCAAAAUAUUUUUCCUUUGACUAAUUAAUAAUCUACAAUCUUAGUACUAGCUAGUCGCAAGAUUUUUGUUGGUAUGCACAUUUGUGUAUCCUGCGUCCUCUUAGUUUGAUGGCAACAGAAGUUUGUAUACCUGUCCUUACCGGACGUACUGCUUCAAGAUAUCAUAAUGUUGUCUUUUUAUUUGAAACAUUAUUGUGGCA
Messenger RNA from Lolium rigidum, 1627 nucleotides. RefSeq names its product alcohol dehydrogenase 3-like. The coding region runs from base 255 to 1394 and encodes 379 amino acids. Gene Ontology annotation, molecular function: S-(hydroxymethyl)glutathione dehydrogenase [NAD(P)+] activity; zinc ion binding. Gene Ontology annotation, biological process: formaldehyde catabolic process. The record is from RefSeq and is a predicted model, not a curated record. Gene Ontology annotation, cellular component: cytosol. Lineage: Eukaryota; Viridiplantae; Streptophyta; Magnoliopsida; Poales; Poaceae. The transcript has 9 exons.